Messenger RNA from Ilex paraguariensis (yerba mate), 981 nucleotides. NCBI's taxonomy places the organism in Eukaryota, Viridiplantae, Streptophyta, Magnoliopsida, Aquifoliales, Aquifoliaceae. The record is from the annotation of a GenBank genome assembly.
AUGAUGAUCCCAGAUGGAAAGAAUUCAUUCCCAAAAUUACUAGGAGACGAAAAGGAAACUAUGGCUAAGAAAAAAGGAAAGCAGGUCCUAAUUGCAGAUUCGAAGGAAACGCAAAAUCUUAUUAUGGGCAACGGAUUUAAGGAAAGACAAGGCAGUGGGAAAGCACAAUUGCAGUCAAGACAUGUAAAUUUUCAUAAACAAAUAAAGGGAGUCUGGAAGAAGCAGCAGCAGAAGCCGAAGAAGGAUAAUAACCCAAGUAAGGAAACAGUAGCUGUAUUCGGGAAAGAAGCAGAACCAGUCUUGGAAAGAGGGAAUAUUGAAAAGGAAAAUUCAAUUUUGAUCCUGGAAAAUGGGGAGCAUUCUGGUACAGUGAAUUCAAAUGAUAAUGGAAAGGGAAAUCCUCAUAAGGAAAGUGUUCCAAUUCAAGAUUUUGAGAAUCCUUCGUUUCCAAAUACAAACUUGGUUGUUGAGAUUGAAGAACAUGUAGAGCAAAAUGGUUGUGAUUUGCCCAAGGCCUCUACAGACGAUCAGGUCCAACAGAAUGGUGAUGUUCCGAUGACCCCAUUGCUUGUCAAUAAGUAUGCAGAACUGGAUCCAUUUCCCUCUUUAAUUGUAAAUUUACCAUUCCCAAGCAAAGCUGUGCAGCAUCCCACCUCGAGAGAGAUGCCUAAUUGUCAGCAUCCCUCUUUGGAUUCUACAUUUUUGGUGGAACACCAAUACGCCUGUCAAGAGGGUACAUUGAUUGUUAUGGAUGAUGAAUGUGGACUACAUCGUACAACGGAGCCACCAGAUAGGGGAUUUUAUUCAGAAGAUGAGCUUACUAGUAGGGGUGACGAAGGACUGGUUAGUGAUACUCAAGAAUUGGAAUCAGAUACGGAGCAAAGGCAAGAGCUUUCUGGAGUAGGUAACAUGGUGGCAGACUCAUUGGCUAAUCAGGGUGCUCUGACUAAAGUCUCUUCAACUUAUUCGUCUCCAGAUACU